UUCUCGACUACCAACGCCGAAUGAGCCUCCGCAAGGCCGUCCUACAGCGCAUCACCCCGCUGCCAUCCCGCACACCCUCUCCAAACAUCCCCGCAGACUGGCCCCAGCCCCUCCUCGAAGAGGCCGACUCGCAUCAAGCUGCUUCCCCGGUCGACGAGCAGCAACACUUCGCAAGCAGAGCCAAGACCCCAGACUUGCUGACCGCCAAUGGCGUCGUGAAACGAUGGCGCGUCAAUAUCACAGACCCCACCUCCGCCCAUCCGAAUGAACUCACCACCGUCGCAAGCCUAGGCGGGACCGUCAACCGCGAUCCUGAGCUCUGGUGGGAAGAUGGUAACAUUAUUCUCCUGUGUCGGGAUACUGCAUUCAGAAUGUAUCGCGGCCUUCUCGCAAGGCAGUCCGUCAUCUUUCGAGAUCUCUUCGCGAUGGCCCAGCCUUCAAAUUCGGAAACAAUGGAAAGCUGCCCGGUCGUGCACAUAUCGGACUCACCAGACGAUCUUCGCCAUCUUCUUCGUGCGCUCUGUGGACUUCGCAAAUUCCCUAUCAUCCCUGGAGAGCGCAUGGAGUUCGCCGAGCUCGCCGCGCUCAUCCGCAUGUCCUACAAAUACCACGUCGAAGACGUCCACUCCCGGUCCAUGCACCACCUCAAACUCUACUUCACCAACGACCUCUCCACCUGGGACUCGGCCGGCGCCGACGGCAACCUCUUCGUGCACAUCACGCCCCCCGACGCCAUCGCCGCCGUGAACCUCGCGCGCCUCACGCACGCCGACUCCGUCCUGCCCACCGCGCUCUACCUCUGCUGCCAGCUCGACCAGGAGCUCAACCUCGGCGUCGAGCGCGCGGACGGCAGCGUCGAGCGCCUCGAGCCGCGCGACCUCGAGCUCGUCCUGCGCGCGCGCACGGAGCUCGUGCGCGCGAGCACGCGCGGCGCGUGCACGAUCUGCCGCCCGACCCCGAGCGCGCAGUGCGCGAGCAAGGGCUGCGAGCGCGCGCUGCGCGAGAUCCUCGGCAUGAUGCUCGACGGGCUGCAGAAGGACCCGAUCGGGGACAUCGCGGGCUUCGCCGCGCUCGACUCGUGGGAGCACUGGAUCGAGGACGUCGUCGAGCUCUGGCCGCUGUGCGAGCCGUGCCGCGCGAUGCUGCACGCGCGCGACCUGGACGUGCGCAAGGACGUGUGGAAGCGCCUCCCGAGCUACAUGGGCGUCGCGGUCGAAGACUGGAAGGACCCGACGGCGCCCGUCGCCCCCGCCGCGCCGAAAUCGAGCACGUCCACUUGACACUGUGUGACCUGUCCGAAAAAUGGGACAAGAACUGGACUGAAGAAGAUCUAUAUGCAUAUCUACCCAUCUUACGGUUACCCUCACUUAUCUCCUCCCACGCGGCGCGCCCUGCUUCCUCUCCUUACUAACCUCCGAAACCCCUGCUAUACUAACGGCCCUUACACCCAAACCAAGCCCAUUAACAUACACAUUGACAUUUGGCAAUCUCGCG
Dichomitus squalens LYAD-421 SS1 is the source of this 1494-nucleotide messenger RNA. RefSeq lists its product as uncharacterized. The transcript has 4 exons. Lineage: Eukaryota; Fungi; Basidiomycota; Agaricomycetes; Polyporales; Polyporaceae. Bases 21 to 1280 code for a protein of 419 amino acids. The record is from RefSeq and is a predicted model, not a curated record.